AUGCUGCAGGGCCUCGGCCCCACGUCGUUCAACUGGCACGGCUCCAUCCCCACCGCUCAGGCGGAUACUCACUUCGAAGCAAACUUUUGUCAUUUCGAUUUUUUUCUUGACACACAAGCGAUGCCGGAUGAGGCGCUUGCCGAGCAGGUAUACAAGGUGCCGGAGGGUGAAUCUCACUGGCAUCUUCGCACCUUCUGGGGGCAAAACCUCUGCUGCAUGCCUGUUGUCAUCACAAGUAUACCCGGUGCUGGAUUUGUCAAUUUCUUUCACCCGAUUUUUAAAUCGUGCUUGAACUUCCAUUCGGUGACCCUUUUGGAAGUGUUAUGUUGUAAUCUUUGCAUGGAACAACCUCACAAAGUUUGUGGCGCGGGAACGUUACUUUCAACGUAA
Messenger RNA from Trypanosoma rangeli, 390 nucleotides. RefSeq lists its product as uncharacterized. The record is from RefSeq and is a predicted model, not a curated record. The transcript has a single exon. Lineage: Eukaryota; Euglenozoa; Kinetoplastea; Trypanosomatida; Trypanosomatidae. The coding region runs from base 1 to 390 and encodes 129 amino acids.